Miscanthus lutarioriparius is the source of this 1251-nucleotide messenger RNA. Lineage: Eukaryota; Viridiplantae; Streptophyta; Magnoliopsida; Poales; Poaceae. The record is from the annotation of a GenBank genome assembly.
AUGACGAGCAGGAACCCUACCAAAGCCCUGCCGCUCCUGGCCACCACUCUUCUCCUCCUCCUGCUCGCGUUCCUCGCGCUGUGCGCGCCGGUCUCCUCCCAGCCGCUCCACUCGGAGCCCAUGGCGACGCAGUCCCCGCCGCCGUCGCCCGCGCCGCCGCGGUCCAGUAUUCCCCGGGCGCAGGCCGGCGGCGCCGCGCGCCUCCGCCGCAUCACGCUCGGGGUCCUCUUCGGCUCCCUCUCCGGCUUCCUCCUCGCGCUCGCCUUCCUCUACGCCAUCCGCCUCGCCAUCCUGCGCGCCAAGAGCACGCCCGCGAUCGCCAAGGGCCCCGUCUCCUUCGCCCCGCAAAUCUCCGCCAAGAACCUCCUGGCCGCGCUCCCCGCCGCGCAGCCGCUCGCCCAUGGGCCCCACGGCAAGUACUACAAGCUGGCGCUCGACAACGACCUCACCGUCGCCGUCAAGCGCCUCGAGGCGGCCAGCCGCCCCGAGGCCUCGCCGUCCAUGUCCCCGAGCGCGUCCAAGUCAGACAUGAGGAGGGUGCAGAGGCAGCUUGAGGCCCUUGCUCGCGUCAGGCACCAGAAUGUGUUGUCGUUGAAGGCGUACGUUCGUGAGGCGGACCGCCUCUCGCUCGUGUACGACUUCGUUCCUGGAGGCAGCCUCGAGGAUGUGAUGAAGAGGGUGAGAUCGCAGCAAGUCAGCCUCAGUUGGGAUGCGAGGAGCAGGAUUGCUGUUGGGAUUGCCAAGGGAUUGAGGCACUUGCAUUUUGAGUGCAAUCCGAGGAUACUCCACUGCAACCUCAAACCGUCGAAUGUGAUGCUAGAUGAAGGUUUCGAGCCAAUAUUGACAGAUUGUGGUGUUGCAAGGCUGAUUGCAGCAGGUUCAGGUGAUCCAGAAUUGUGCAGUGGCCUCUACGCUUCUCCAGAAUGCUACCAAAGCAGCAGGUACACAGAUAAGAGUGAUGUGUAUGCCCUUGGCAUGAUCCUGGGCGUGCUGCUCACUGGGAGAGACCCAACAGACUCUUUCUUCUCCGGAGAAACUGGGCAAGGCGGCCUCGCAAGAUGGCUCCGGCAUAUGCAGCAAUCUGCGGAUCCGAAAGAAGCACUGGAUAGUAACAUCUUGGGGGACGAGGGAGAAGAAGAGGAGAUGCUGAUGGCCAUCAGGAUUGCCAUUGUCUGCCUCUCGGAUUCGCCAACCGAUCGGCCAUCCAGCGAUGAGCUCGUCGCAAUGCUAAUGCAGCUCCACAGCUUAUAA